This is a messenger RNA of Carassius carassius (crucian carp), 3642 nucleotides long. Its product is annotated as phosphoinositide 3-kinase regulatory subunit 6-like. Gene Ontology annotation, cellular component: phosphatidylinositol 3-kinase complex, class IB. The record is from RefSeq and is a predicted model, not a curated record. The transcript is spliced from 20 exons. Gene Ontology annotation, molecular function: 1-phosphatidylinositol-3-kinase regulator activity. Gene Ontology annotation, biological process: G protein-coupled receptor signaling pathway; positive regulation of MAP kinase activity. NCBI's taxonomy places the organism in Eukaryota, Metazoa, Chordata, Actinopteri, Cypriniformes, Cyprinidae. Bases 199 to 2553 code for a protein of 784 amino acids.
GCAGUUGUCCUCAGUGACAGCCGCAGCAGUAAGAGGAAGUGUUACACAGUGUGCAACUCUCAGUGUGACUGUUUGGCCAGCAUAUGUUUUUUAUACAUGUGGCAUAUGAUGUAGUCCACUGAUAGUCUCACAAGGACGAAAGCAGUCACAUUGGUGAUUUUUUACGUUUACCUCAUUAUGUAAGGACCAAGCCACAGCAUGGCAUCCUGGAGAAAUUCUAGCAGUAUUAAUGUUGAGGACCCGGCAGCUGAAUAUGCUGCCAUUGAAUCCGAAAUCUACCGUUCCCUGCUAACCAUUAUGAGAGAAAUGGACAUUGAGCAACCAGCUGUCAAUAAAGGAAUGCUGAGAUGGACAUUACACAAGAAAGUGCAGGACAGUUCACUCAGGAGUCUGGCUUUGGUGAGAGUGGCAAUCAAGGAACUAGAAAGAGCUGAAAGAACUGACUGCAAGAAUCAUCUCAUUCCUCUACUUAAUACACUUAUAUAUGCUGUGAUGCAGACAGUAUGCAUACCUGAUGACCUCUAUAAACGAGUUUAUGACUUCUGCAAGAGGUUGUUGACUCUGCCUCAGCCAUACUGCACUGUGGGCCUUAGUUAUGCUGGCCAAAUGAAAGCAGAACGACUUGCUCCAGGCCUUUUGUAUCAGAAAAUGAUAAUCGCAGAACAAAAUCUGAAAAAUGAACACUAUCCUCACCAGGAGAGGGUGUUUGUGUUUGCGGAUCCUGCAGUAUUUUCCGAGUCACUUAGCACGGUUCUGAAGGCUGAUAUUGAGGCUCAAGGAAUGUUCCGGAACCCGCUAAGCUUGAUGCGCUGUGUAGUGCAGCACAGUCUUCAGGCGGCACUGGGAGAGGAUUGUCAUGGGCCCUCUCUCAAUGAGGCUUUGCAGGAAAUCGACCAGGAUGUGGAGUCGUACCUAAAUGAAGUGCUUGCAACAGUAGACCAGAGCACAGGCAGUAACAGAGUUGAUCAGGGUCAGACCAGACAGAAACUACAAGAGUUAUACUUACAGAUCCUCCGUGACAGAAAAGGUCUAUUGUCCGACGGCUCUCUGUGUGAUGUUCCGCUUCCCAAUCCGGAGAUGAGUUUCCAUCUGUGGUGGGAGGAGGAGGAGCUCUGGAGAGAACUGGCCAAAUUCACCCGUUCUGGAUCAUUCUGUGAAAGCCUGAUGAGUUCUGAGGACUUCUAUAUGUCUGACUUACCCAUAGACCUCAACUCAGAUAUGCCACGGUAUUCUGUCAUGUCGACGGACAGUGGGAUAGAGCGUGACAUGCAGGGAACUGAGGCUUCUGACAUGGAAUUUCCUGGAGGAAGAACCUUAAAGCCUGAAAUUACCAGUGGUCGACUAUCACGGCGUGGAGGAAUUAAGGUAAAGCCGACUGUAACCGAAAGCAUGGCUCUGAUGCAGGAAGCACUGGAGGAGACGGGCACCGCUUGCAGUAGUGGCACACUGCAGAGGAGAGCAGGAAAUAGUAGUACCAACUUGCCCAAGGAAGAACGGGACUACACUGCUAAAAUAGUGGUGAUGGGAGAUGACCGGGCAGUGGGAAGGCUAGCCAGGGCAUACUACUGGUUAAGGAAACGGGAAGCCAGGAGACGGUUUCUUACUAUGAAAGUCAACCUACAGAUGUACUACAUCCCUGUUGGUCGCCCGUCGUCUACAGCCUCUCCUGUGAAGGAGAAUUUGCCUUCUACAAGCAAUAACAUCUGUGCUCUGGGCUCUUAUCUUGGAAUGGUGGAUCCGUGGUACGAUUGCAACAUCUGUAGUCUUGGACAGAUAAUUCCUGAUCUUGCAAAAACGUCCAGCACUGGCAAACCACAAGAAUCUGACCUUUUCUCAUCUGAUGUCAUCUCGUAUUACGUGCGUAUGGGACAACAGCCAGUGUACUUCAACAUUUUCUACAUUAAGAUUUACUUUUUCAACAAGUCCAAAGAACCUGUGGAAGACGUUUUUGUCACAGACCUGGAAGUGGAUUUUCCAGAAUUUAGAAAGGCCCAAGCUGCACAUAAAGCCAUUGCCACCCUAAAUUUAGGCCAGCAGUUCAUUCAGCCAGUAUUUACAGCCAACAUUCUUUCCUUAGACACUGUCAAACAGAAGAAGAUGCCUGCCGAGCUGUGUGGGGCCCUGAUCUCGUUUAGCUACUUAAAAGUGUCGCUAAGCAACAGGGAGGUUGAGAAAGGGUUCUCAUUCAGAACAACAGGCGCCCAGGUUUCAGCAAUACCACAAAACAAAACAGAAGAUCUCAACUGUCUCACGGUCACUUUCAGUGACACAAAGCCAAAGAGUUUCAUGGAGACAAAGAUCAGAACAUGCCAUUUUAAAUUGAAGACGCCAGACAAAUCAACUUUCACAGUACGUUUGGACAAAGACUUUCGAAGGAAAUAUAUGAACGUUGAGAGCAUUGAGGUUGCUCCAUGUCGAGACCCUGGAUAUUACGUUCAAAAAUCCUUGAAGUCAAAGUUCACGGCAGAAGGUGACAGUAAUGCUGGACUGAGCAAAUACAUGAGCAAAGGAUUGACUCUCCCCAUUAACACAUUUGCUGGAAUAAUCGACUAAACGAACGAGGAACGGGAUGGAGCCUGCUUGCUGUCAACAUAAAGGCCAGUUCUGGACUCUUGCAGUAUGUGUAUUGUGUUUUAAACAAUGCACUGUCCAGUAGUGUCGCCGUGUGAUCAAAUGAUCAGCUAAGACACUUCGCCAAGCAGGUUUUACUGCAAUAUAUACUUUUAUCUGUGAAUCACAAUUUGAUCGGUCCAGGGAGUAUUUUAAUGUGUAACACAGCUAACUCACUAACACUAAUGCAUUCAUGGUAUUAAGUUUCUCAAAGAAGUAGGAUUUACUUGAACUUGUUUUUUUGCUUUAACAAUCAACCUGUUCUUUAAAAUGUACACAUUAAGUGUAUGUGAAGCAGAAAAUUCUCCACACACUGCCAGGAUUUCAUCUGGAUUUUCCACCAGAAAAACAGAACAACUGUUAAUUACAGUACAUUGCAGGUGCAGUUGUUAGUAUGUCUGUAUACCAUAAAAUAUAUGCCAUAUGACCAAGUGUUUCAGAGAAACUGACAUUACCGUAAUGAUUUGCACUUCUUUGAUACAUUCUUUGUUUUAUGCUUUUAUUUUUAUUCCACUAUACAUGCUUAAAACAUGUAGGACCUUCCAAAAGAAGGUUUUAUAGCAUCACAAACAUGUUUCAGAUGAAAAAGCAUAAAGGAUAUGUAUUUUAAUUACUGUCUAUGUGAUUGAUAUGUGUAGAACAGCACUAUUGUUACACAAAAGCUUCAAGCUUUGAAAGGUUGUGUUGCGCAUUAAACUGGUCAAGAGUCAAAUACCUUCUUUAACACAAUAAUUAGUGGUGCCAAUGUUUUAAUCUCGCAUACAUCAAUCUCUGUACAUUCUGAAUUAUAUUUUGGGGUUCUUUUCCAGCUGUUUCUGGUCUGAUGCCAAUAAUCCCAGUUUUCCCAUUAUGCCAGGCAUUUAUUUUAAAGAACAAAUAUAAUCACAAUAAUAUGAUUAUCAAACCUAAUUCAGUUUUUGGCAUUAAUUUAUGCCAAAAGUUUGCACAAUUGUUGAUUUGACCUCUUGUUUUGUAAAUAUUGUGAUUUGAUUUUGUAAAUAAAUAUGCUAAAUAAAUGUAGCAUUUUCAAAU